AUGCCCUCUCUGCGAGAUUUAUCACUAGAAAGGGACCAAGAAUUAAAUCAGUUACGUGCCCGUAUCAACCAGCUGGGCAAAACAGGCAAAGAAGAAGCCAAUGAUUUUGUUGGUUUAAAUAUUUCAAAUGAACCUGUAUAUGACACGGUGAUUCAAACAGGACAGAGCUCUAACGCAACGAAUAGUUUUGUACAAGAAACUAUUCAGAAGACGAAACAAAAAGAGAGUGGUCAGCCAUAUAUUAUCCCCCAAAAAAACGAACAUCAGCGUUACAUCGAUAAGGUUUGCGAAACCAGCGAUCUCAAAGCCAAAUUAGCGCCUAUUAUGGAAGUGCUCGAGAAGAAAACGAAUGAAAAAAUUAAGGGAAUAAUAAGGAAAAGGGUAUUACAGGAACCCGACCGUGACAAUGAUGAUAGCGGCUGA
Molecule: messenger RNA, 423 nt
Organism: Saccharomyces cerevisiae S288C
Lineage: Eukaryota; Fungi; Ascomycota; Saccharomycetes; Saccharomycetales; Saccharomycetaceae
Gene: NTC20
Product: Ntc20p
Exons: 1
Coding region: 1-423 (140 amino acids)
Cellular component (GO): nucleus
Source: RefSeq, marked reviewed